Molecule: messenger RNA, 426 nt
Organism: Neltuma alba
Lineage: Eukaryota; Viridiplantae; Streptophyta; Magnoliopsida; Fabales; Fabaceae
Product: PLAT domain-containing protein 3-like
Exons: 2
Coding region: 1-426 (141 amino acids)
Molecular function (GO): protein binding
Source: RefSeq, a predicted model, not a curated record
AUGGCUCUCAGAGUUAUUGCACUGUCUUGCGUUGUAUUUCUAGUCUCACUCAUAAGCUUCGCUACUGCAAUGGGCACAACUAAGAAGUGCCAGUACGUUGUGAGAGUUACGACAGGAAAUGUCAAUAAUGCAGGAAUGGACUCCACCAUUAGCCUCAAGUUAAGUUCCCUUUCCGGCGAUAGUUUUACCAUCGCCAACCUCGAAGAUUGGGGCUCAAUGGAAUCCUGUCACGACUACUUCGAGAAGAGCAACCUUGACGUCUUCAAGGGCACUAGCAAUUGCCUCUAUGUUUGCGCCGUCACCGUCAGCUCCAACGGCGCAGGGUACAAGCCAGGGUGGUACUUGGAUUACGUGGAAGUCACAGUCAGUGGCGACGUAUCUAAGGACAUAUCGUUCCCGGUGAACCAGUGGCUGGCUGAAGACUAA